Molecule: messenger RNA, 3375 nt
Organism: Periconia digitata
Lineage: Eukaryota; Fungi; Ascomycota; Dothideomycetes; Pleosporales; Periconiaceae
Source: the annotation of a GenBank genome assembly
CAUCCACACGCUAUACCCUGUCCUUUUUCCCUGUCAGCCAAUAUCCAGUUGGGUUCAACGUGUUGCGAAAUGGCAUCACAAUCUGCAACUCUCGCAACGACCAUGACCAAGGAAAACACACUCCCACCCACACCUCCGGAAACCAUUGUCGACGGUGACGACGGGAAGAUUUCAGAGGAUGGGAAAGACGUUGUAGACUACCCACUUCCACCGCCAACAACCAUUCCAGACAAAGUCUUGGAUGUUGACAAACCAACCCCGGAUUCGCACGUACCUAGAGAUCCUCGAUUAAUCCGUUUGACGGGCGUUCAUCCGUUCAACGUUGAAGCGCCCUUGACGGAUUUGUUCAACGAAGGUUUUCUUACCAGCCCCGAACUGUUCUAUGUUCGGAAUCAUGGUGCUGUACCACAGGUUCAAGACGAAGAUAUACCGGAUUGGGAGUUCACAGUGGAAGGAAUGGUCGCAAACCCAAUCAAGAUCACAUUGAAAGAGUUGAUGUCAGAUUAUGAAAACGUCACAUACCCAGUAACCCUGGUUUGCGCUGGGAACAGGAGAAAAGAACAGAAUGUCGUGCGCAAGACCAAGGGGUUCUCGUGGGGGGCAGCCGGUCUGUCUACUGCUUUGUUCACAGGUGUGGUCAUGAAAGACAUCAUCGAGCGCGCCAAGCCUUUCAGAAAAGCAAAGUAUGUGUGCAUGGAAGGUGCAGAUAAGCUGCCUAACGGGUAUUACGGUACCUCUGUGAAACUCAACUGGGUCAUGGAUCCCAACCGCGGCAUUAUGCUUGCCCAUGGGAUGAACGGAGAAAUGCUUCGUCCAGAUCAUGGUCUCCCUCUAAGAGCAGUGAUACCUGGUCAGAUUGGCGGGCGAAGUGUAAAGUGGCUGAAGAAGCUCAUCGUCACUGCGGAGCCAAGCGACAACUGGUAUCACAUAUACGACAACAGGGUUCUACCCACUAUGGUCGAUCCAGAUGAGGCUACGAGAAACGAGAAUUGGUGGAAAGACGAACGUUACGCCAUAUACGAUCUGAGUCCAAACUCGGCAACCGCAUCUCCCGCUCACGACGAGAAAUUGGAUCUCAGCAAAGCUGCCGAGUAUUACACGGUAAGAGGGUAUGCUUACAGCGGAGGCGGGCGCCGGAUAACACGAGUUCAAAUAUCUCUCGAUCAAGGAAAACAUUGGCGAUUGGCCAAUAUUGAUUACGCAGAAGAUAAAUAUCGAGCUUACGAAGACCAUCAAAUAUUCAAGGGGCGACUAGAUAUGGACUGGCGGGAAGCGAGCUUCUGUUGGUGUUUUUGGGACCUUAAGAUUCUGGUAGAGGAACUCAAAGAUGCAAAAGAUAUUGUCGUAAGAGCCAUGGAUGAGAGCAUGUGUAUUCAGCCGAGAGACAUGUAUUGGUCAGUGUUGGGGAUGAUGAAUAACCCGUGGUACCGGAUUGCUAUACACAAGGAAGAAAACGAGCUUCGAUUCGAACAUCCCACACAACCAGCGCUCAUGCCUGGUGGUUGGAUGGAAAGGGUAAAGAAGGCCGGCGGAAACCUGACAAACGGUUAUUGGGGAGAGAACCUCGAGGGCGAGAAUGCAAGUGCUGUCGAGAUCGAAGAUCCGGUAGAGAUCAAGAUGACGAAAGACACUGUGAAGCGGGAAAUUUCGAUCGACGAGCUGCGGGAGCACAGUAAUGCGGAAGCUCCGUGGUUCGCACUCAAUGGGGAGGUGUACGAUGGCACUGCGUUCUUAGAAGGCCAUCCAGGAGGCGCACAGAGUAUCAUUUCAGCAGCUGGCCUAGAUAGCACAGACGAGUUCAUGGCGAUACACAGCGAAACCGCAAAAGCAAUGAUGCCAGACUACCACAUCGGCACCCUCUCUUCAUCAGCCCGCCUCGCCCUCGCCUCCCCAGAACCCCCAACAUCCCCCUCCUCACCAACGCCCGAAUUCCUCAACCCGCGUGUCUGGAAAAAAGCCCUCCUCCACUCCCGAACCUCCGUCUCUUGGGACACGCGCAUCUUCACCUUCUCGCUCGAACACGCCUCGCAAACCCUCGGUCUUCCCACAGGCCAACACCUCAUGAUCCGCCUCAAAGACCCCGUAACCCGCGAAUCCAUCAUCAGGUCCUACACGCCCAUCUCCAUGACCGACAAACAAGGCUUCUGCGACGUGCUGAUCAAAAUCUACGCCGACACGGCCUCGCGCGCGGGCGGCAAGAUGACAAAAGCACUCGACUCGAUCCCCGUAGGGCACUUUGUCGAAAUGAAGGGUCCCAUCGGGAAAUUCGAGUACCUAUCCAAAGGCAUGUGCAGCAUCAACGCCAAACCCCGCACCGUCAAACGCUUCUACAUGAUCUGCGGAGGCAGCGGCAUCACGCCCAUCUUCCAGGUCCUGCGCGCCGUCAUGCUCGAUAAAUCAGAUGCCACCACUUGCAUCGUCCUCAAUGGAAACCGCCUCCGAGAAGACGUGCUCUGCAAGGACGAGCUCGAUGUCUUUGCUGCUGAAAACGUCGAUAGGUGUACCAUUGUCCAUACGCUUACCCAGGCUCCGCAGGAUUGGCAGGGAAGGAGAGGCAGGAUCGACGAGGCGCUGCUGCGGGAGUGGUGUGGUGAGAGUAAAGAGGGGGGUGAGAGUUUGGUGCUGGUUUGUGGGCCCGAGGCGUUGGAGACGGCUGUGGGGAAGACGUUGAAGGGGAUGGGGUGGAGGGAUGAGGAUGUUUUGUUCUUUUAGACCCCCUUUUUUUUCCGUCUUUCUGGUCUCUUGAUGACCCCCUUUUUUCGGUUUGUUAGGUUUAGCGGUUUCGAAUCGAAUAGCAAACAGCGACGGCAACGAAGUGGGCAGUGUGUGUGUGUGUGUGUGGAUUGUUUCUUGGUGUUUUAGAGCUCUUCUUCGACUCUUUUUUUUUUUUGGGUAUCUUUUCUGUCGUGUUUAGAUACAUAUAUAGGUACAUCAUUCUACGUACAUGUAUAUAUUCUCUUUAUCUCUAUCAUCAACAACAUGCAUAUAUAUUGACAAUCCCUUAUCGCAAAAAGCCAAGCCUUCCCUUCCCUACAUACAGUAACUAUCUAGAAGAGGUUUAGCGUCGAUGACCCACAUGCGAUUCUUACUCUUUCCUUAUCGGCAUCCUUGUUACGUGGGAAAGCGUUUGAACGGACGAGGAUCUCCCCGGAGUAAGGAUGCGAUGGGCGAUAAUGAUGGUGAUGAUGCAGCAUCUCCGCGUUGCGUUGCGUCGUGUUGCGUGCGUUUAUGUCACUCCGCGGGCACCCCCCAGCACCACCAGCCCACAUAGAAGGGAGGACUUUGGCUAUCUUGCGCUGGGCUGGGCUACGCUGAGGUAAUAGGAUAUCGUUUGCGGUAACGCAGAGUAUCUCGAUCUCCCCCCUUUCCGGCCCC